AAAGUGACAGAGCAGACAUUGAAAGCAACACCCAACGAAUUGCUUCCCUACACCACCUUCCUCCAAACACAUUCUGCUUCCUUCACUAUCUCUUACUUAUAUGCACUUCUGCAUCUCUGCAUCUAAGCACACACAAAACACACAUAUUUUUUAUCUUCAGUUUUUGUGAAGAAAGACAAUCUUUUUACACUACAAUCCUCAGUUCUUGAAUACCCAUUUUCUCAAAUUGUUAAAUUGUUGCUAAAAAAGUGAUCUUUAUUAGUUUGGGUUUGGGGGGUUUGUGUGAGCAAGAGAUGUGGGAUGCUUCAAGGUUUAAUGGAUCUCUUGUCUCUUUGCUGGAAGCCAUUUAGUGGCACUGAUAAUUCUGGUGGUAGGGGUGUUAAGAGUAAUCAUAGUAAUGGAGGUGAUGGUGAUUUUGGGAAAGAUGGGUUGCUUUGGUUUAGGGAUUCAGGGAAGUGUGCUAGUGGGGAUUUUUCAAUGGCUGUGAUUCAGGCUAAUAUGGUUCUUGAAGAUCAGAGCCAGAUUGAAUCUGGGCCUUUUGGAACAUUUGUAGGUGUUUAUGAUGGUCAUGGUGGUCCGGAGGCGGCUCGAUAUGUGUGUGAUCAUUUGUUUAGGCAUUUUCAAGCAAAGUCAGCUGAUGACAAUGGUGUGGUGACACCAGAUACAAUCAGAAGAGCUUUCCUGGAGACAGAGAAAGGUUUUACUGCUCGUGUGGAAGAAAUGUGGCCUGCGCGACCCAAUUUUGCAACUGUGGGAGCAUGCUGUUUAGUUGGAGUGAUAUAUCAGCAAACUCUAUUUGUGGCGAAUCUUGGAGAUUCCCGUGUUGUUUUGGGGAAGAAAAUUGGAAACACUGGAGUUAUGGCUGCUAUACAGUUGUCAGCAGAGCACAAUGCCAACAUCGAGGAAACAAGACGGGAGCUUAAAGAAUUACAUCCUGGUGAUCCUCAGAUCGUUGUCCUCAAACAUGGAGUCUGGAGAGUAAAAGGCAUCAUUCAGGUUUCUAAAUCUAUAGGGGAUGUGUAUAUGAAGCAUGCACGCUUUAACAGGGAGCCAAUUAAUGGAAAAUUUCGGCUUCCUGAACCAAUGAACAUGCCCAUCAUGAGUGCAACUCCAUCUAUACUUUCUCAUCCUCUUCAAGCUGGUGACUCUUUCCUUAUAUUUGCUUCUGAUGGUUUAUGGGAGCACCUGAGUAAUGAAAAGGCUGUGGAGAUUGUCCACAACAAUCCUCGUGCAGGUAGUGCCAAGAGGCUUGUCAAGGCUGCUCUGCAGGAAGCAGCUAGAAAACGAGAAAUGCGAUAUUCAGAUCUUAGAAGGAUUGAGAAGAAGGUCCGGCGUCAUUUCCAUGAUGAUAUAACUGUCUUUGUUUUGUUCUUGAACCAUGACCUGAUAUCUAAAGGCAUGGGGCUCGAUAAUCGACUCUCACUUAGAAGCGCUCUAGAGCACUGAUUGAUUUUUCGGUUCUGACCAUAAUUUAUUGGAUCUGGUUUCAUGGAGAUACAACAUAAGCACGCCUGUAAGGCUAGCAAGCAGCAUUUAGAAACCAAUGUUGCUCUUUGAUACUGAUAGAAAGCUUUUAUAUCAUUAGUUCAAGAAAUGUAGAGAAGAUAUUUUUGGUCUUUGGCUCUUUGCUAGCCAAACUGUUCGGAAGUGUGUUGUUUUCAUCUACUGUAGUUAUGGAAAGCUGCUUAUAAUUUUAAAUUUA
Daucus carota subsp. sativus is the source of this 1702-nucleotide messenger RNA. RefSeq names its product probable protein phosphatase 2C 42. Bases 301 to 1446 code for a protein of 381 amino acids. NCBI's taxonomy places the organism in Eukaryota, Viridiplantae, Streptophyta, Magnoliopsida, Apiales, Apiaceae. The record is from RefSeq and is a predicted model, not a curated record. Gene Ontology annotation, molecular function: cation binding; protein serine/threonine phosphatase activity. Gene Ontology annotation, biological process: peptidyl-threonine dephosphorylation. The transcript is spliced from 4 exons.